AUGAGCUCUAUAUUACCCACUACAAAUAACACACUUGGUCCAUCAUCAUCAUCGGCAUCGUAUUAUAAUCAGGGUGCAAGACACAGAAAGGGCUCGCCUGCUCUGUUGCGUCGAUUGUUUCGUUUUCCACAAAUGGACUUUGAAUUUGCUUUAUGGCAGAUGGGAUAUCUAUUAAUUGCGCCGAGAAGAGUAUAUCGAAACAUUUAUUACCAUAAACAGACCAAGAACAGAUGGUCAAGAGACGACCCAGCGUUCAUUGUACUUUUAGCAGCAUUUUUGACAUUAUCUGCCAUAGUUUGGGGGUUCACAUAUCAUUUGGGCACAUAUGGCAUCAUCAAGACCAUUUUAUCGAUGCUGUGCAUAGACUUCCUACUGUUUGGAGCAAUGAUAGCAACAUUCACAUGGUACAUUUCCAACAAGUUUUUGAUUCAGAAUGCCAACACGUACGCAGUAGCACAGCAAGUGGAGUGGGCGUAUGCUUUUGACGUCCAUUGCAAUGCAUUUAUUCCAGUAUACCUCAUUUUAUAUGUGAUUCAGCUGUUCUUUUUGCCGCUUAUUUUGAAGGAAAAUUGGAUAUCCAUGUUUAUUGGCAAUUUCAUGUAUUGCGUUGCAUUGGUCUGGUAUAUGGUGGGCGUCUUUUUAGGCUUCAAUGCAUUACCCUUUUUGGUUCACACAGAACUCUUCUUGUACCCCAUCGCCUUGUGGAUUGCAUUAUUUGUCGCAUCACUGUUUGGUGUUAAUAUCCCACAAUAUGUCCUCAGCCAUUACUUUUAA
This is a messenger RNA of Mucor velutinosus, 774 nucleotides long. RefSeq lists its product as uncharacterized. NCBI's taxonomy places the organism in Eukaryota, Fungi, Mucoromycota, Mucoromycetes, Mucorales, Mucoraceae. The record is from RefSeq and is a predicted model, not a curated record. Gene Ontology annotation, cellular component: Golgi membrane. The coding region runs from base 1 to 774 and encodes 257 amino acids. The transcript has 7 exons.